AUGGCUAAUGAGGGAGUACUCCUAGGAGAACCUAAAUGUCAACUAAGCAACGCAAUUAACCAAAUCAUAAAUGAACAGGAGACUGCGAUCCCUGUUAAAAUUAAUUUGAUCUCAAAAAGAGAUCAUGAAACAAAAUUGCCUCUACAAGACUACUUAAACCCUGGCAGGACCUAUUCCAAUAGGUCUGCUAUUAAACUAUCCAAAGAUGAUACCAAGAAAUCCGGGGUUAGCCUCGAAUACUUAUUCUUGGUACGUCAGAAUCCUUUUCGUGGAACCAUCUCGGAGCACCCACAUGAUCACAUCGAAUAUUUAGAUGAUAUGAUGGAUGACGAGUACAAUCGAUGUAAACUCUUUUCAUUUUCCUUAGAAGGCGACGCCAGAAAAUGGCUGGACAAACUACCUGCAGGGUCGUUGACCUGCUGGAAGGAUAUAAUGAAUACCUUAAUUAACCACUUCUUCGAUGAGACGCGUUACUGGGAUGUAAGGAAGAAAAUCUCCACUUUCCGCCAAGAUCCACGAGAAUCAUUCAGAAACGCUUGGGAGAGAUUCAAGAGUUACCAGCUUGAAUGCCCCCACCAUGGUUAUUCGGAACCGCAGCUCAUUAAUACCUUUUACAGAGGUAUUAACUUGCAUUACCAAAUCACGCUUGACACAGCCAGUGAAGGGAACUUCAGUACCAGGAUCCCUGAAGAAGCGAAGCGCUUGAUCAAGAAUGUAGCUACGGGUAGAUCCUACGAAAUAAUGGACGUAGAGCGAGGAAGGGGAGUUGACUCGAUGGAAGGGCCGCAAUUAGCCAAAAUCAAAGAGUCUAUAAACUCACUUCAUUCUGCUCUAGAGGAACAAAGCCAAUUUGGAAUUUAUCAAAUUGACGAUGAUACCCUUUAUGAAUUGGAACAACAGGUGGACUUCGUAGAUAUUCCAACCUUGAAAAAUGGAUAUCCUAUCCCUAACACCGAUAUUUUUACCCAAAAUUACGAUGCUACUGUUGGAUCACGCCGAGCCAAAGCGAAAUUUAGGUUAAACCAAGCUUUCACGGGAAAUCGUAAAAUAGCCACUGACCUGAACCGAAUGAUAGACAUAGUCUACAGUGAGCUAAUGAGUAAGUUCGACGCUUUAAGUGAACACAUUAAGAGACUGGACGGUCAGGUCGCGGAAAACGUGACCGCCAUCAAAAGAGAGACAGGACGUCUCCCUGGGAAAACUGGCGCGAAUCCGAAACGUCAAGUUAAUGCUGUGUUACUAAGAAGUGGAAAACACCUCAACCCGAGUACAAUAGAAAUCAACAAUGCAGGGAAACGUACUGAAGUUGAGAAAACCGGUGAAAGUAGGUCGCAACCAAUAAUCCUCGAUAGUCAUAACCUAGAAUCAGAAACACCUUGA
Molecule: messenger RNA, 1380 nt
Organism: Brassica oleracea var. oleracea
Lineage: Eukaryota; Viridiplantae; Streptophyta; Magnoliopsida; Brassicales; Brassicaceae
Exons: 1
Coding region: 1-1380 (459 amino acids)
Source: RefSeq, a predicted model, not a curated record